CAUUCGUGUAAUAUCUGUGGAAAAACAUAUUCACAAGUUAUCUCCCUUGAACGGCAUUACAAAAGUCACGUAAAUAUCGAAAACCAAUAUACAUGUGAAAGAUGUGGACGUGCCUUUUUAUCAGAAACUGGGUAUAAGACUCACGAAUGUAUCCAAUUUGUAUGUGACGUCUGCUCCUCGGCUUUUCAAACUCAAAAUGAAUUUGAAGAACAUUUCGCGAGACAUGACGAUGUUGAAAAAUGUGAAUUUUGUGGUAAAUGUUUCACAAAUUUAUCUAAAUUAAAACAACACAUCAAAUCCCACCAGCCAGCUGAUUGUCCAAUUUGUGGUAAACAUUUUACUCAUCAUGGUUCAUUAAAACAACACGAGAAAUGUCAUAUUCAUGAAAUCAAAUGUAAAAUUUGCGAUAAACAUUUUAGUUCUGUUAGUAACUUGACACGGCAUGAGAAUAUUCAUCGAGGUGUGAAACCAUAUCAUUGUCAAGAGUGUGGUCAAACAUUCACCCAAAAUAACGAUCUUCUACGUCACUCUAAAAUACAUACAGGAGAACUGGAGUUUAAAUGUGAAAUAUGUCAUCGUUGUUUUAAUCGCCAGAGUACGUUAACAAAACAUCGACGAACCCACACCAACGAAAAGCCAUAUUUUUGUCAGCUGUGUUCAAAAUCGUUCACCAACAGUAGUAGUUUAAGUCGUCAUAUGAAAGGACAUAAUGGAGAAAAAUCAUUCGCGUGUGAUGUUUGUGACAAACGUUUUAUUUCUCGUACUGAUUUGAGUCGUCAUUCUAGAGUCCACGCCCCACGACCUCAUUUUCAAUGUAGUUUCUGUGAGAAAACAUUCCGUACUAUCAAUGACCUUCAGGUUCAUAUUACCCAGCAUUCA
This is a messenger RNA of Lottia gigantea (owl limpet), 879 nucleotides long. RefSeq lists its product as hypothetical. Gene Ontology annotation, biological process: regulation of transcription by RNA polymerase II. The transcript has a single exon. The annotation marks the transcript as partial. Gene Ontology annotation, molecular function: DNA-binding transcription factor activity; RNA polymerase II cis-regulatory region sequence-specific DNA binding. Lineage: Eukaryota; Metazoa; Mollusca; Gastropoda; Lottiidae. The record is from RefSeq and is a predicted model, not a curated record.